AUGUCCAAUUCCUCCAGCGUUGAGCUUCCUCCUUCUCUCAACCUCCCCCCUCAUCUCAGCGCCCAGAAGUAUUUUCUGGUUUGUACGUUGACCGUCGCAGCUUGGGACACUCUUGUCCUUUCCCCGAGAAAUUGGAGAUUGGCGAAGACUAGUGAAUGGCCCGUUCUCAAAAUUAUCUUUCAUUUCCUGAGAGUGUUUAUGCCCGUGGAGUUCACUAUCGUCGCGGUUGCAUUUUUCGACACUAAAUGGUCACAAGCGUCAUGCCAGCAUUUCUUCUUAUUCGAGCCAAUCUGCACCGCUAUCCUGCUUGCUGCUACUUCUGCUGUCCAUGUCAUCCGCACGCACGCCAUCUAUGAUAAAAGCCGACCAGUCCUUGUUGGCAUGGGCUCUCUGUAUGCUAUUCAGAUUGUGGUCACAGCUAUAUGCUGUGGUUUUUACCGCUCUGUUCCCCUUGAUGUUGGACAAGGUUGUAUCGCAGGUCCAAAACAUAAUUGGGUCGGUAUUUACUGGCUUGCUCCUACUCUUCUCUAUUCUGCGUCGUUCGCCCUUGCUUUACACCGCUCUAUUGUCUCUCUUCAAAUCAAGCAUCUGAGUCCUUGGAAGCUGAUGCUUCGUGAUGGUCUCAAUCUUUACGGUGCCAUCUGGGGUGUCAAUAUGGUGAACAUGCUAUUCUGGUUCAUCAUGAAGCCCACAGGUAUCGAAGACCCUAUUAAGACCAUUGUAACUAGCAUGACUGCAGUACUUACGACCUCAAUGACCCUCCGAAUCAUCCUCAAUAUCCGUGGUUCUCUCAAAUCCGGCGGUGUCUUCACCGGAGGAACCGCAUCUAGUGGCCACUCUUCUUCGCGCACGACUCACGUCAUCUCUACUCGUUCUGGUGGACACCACAGCUCCCAAGCAGCUCACACUUAUAACCUCGAAGACAUGCGUACGACGAAACCAGAAGCCAACUGGUCCGAGCCCGACGCCGACAACAAAGUAAUUGCUAUCGAUGGAGCGCAACUGGAUCCCGACGGUGUUAGAGUUACCGUCGACAGGGAAGUUGGAUACGAUCAGUAUCAUCACACUAAGUAG
Lentinula edodes (shiitake mushroom) is the source of this 1074-nucleotide messenger RNA. RefSeq lists its product as uncharacterized. Bases 1 to 1074 code for a protein of 357 amino acids. The record is from RefSeq and is a predicted model, not a curated record. The transcript has 8 exons. NCBI's taxonomy places the organism in Eukaryota, Fungi, Basidiomycota, Agaricomycetes, Agaricales, Omphalotaceae.